This is a messenger RNA of Anguilla anguilla (European eel), 1488 nucleotides long. RefSeq names its product sorting nexin-10A-like. Gene Ontology annotation, biological process: intracellular protein transport. Gene Ontology annotation, molecular function: phosphatidylinositol binding. The coding region runs from base 134 to 718 and encodes 194 amino acids. The transcript is spliced from 7 exons. The record is from RefSeq and is a predicted model, not a curated record. NCBI's taxonomy places the organism in Eukaryota, Metazoa, Chordata, Actinopteri, Anguilliformes, Anguillidae.
CGCAGCUCCCGUCUCGUGCACACCUAGGGAUACGCAGCGCGCGUGAUUGUGUCUGCAUUAGCCGCACCUGGGACGCCGGAGUACUGAUUUUCCUCCAAAUCCAUCUCCGAGAGUAGAUCGAAGGUUGGGUCAUAUGGAGGAGGAACGGACGUUUGACAGUCUGAUGAAGCAGGAGUUCAUCAGUGUGGUAGUGCAGGACCCGCAGUUUCACAGAGAGGAUUUUUGGCAUGCGCACUGCGAUUACGAAAUCCAUCUGCACACCAACAGCAUGUGUUUCCGGAAGAAGGUGUCGUGCGUGAGGAGACGCUACAGCGAGUUUGUGUGGCUUCGCCAGAGACUGCAGCACAACGCCGUGCUGAUGGACCUGCCCAAACUGCCCCCCUGGAACCCGUUCUUCAGCGUGAGGAAGCCCCUGCAGCUCAAAGAGAGGAUCGAGGGUCUGCAGAGCUUUCUGGAGAUAGUGUUGCAGACGCCACUCUUGCUCUCGGACAGCUGUCUGCAUCUCUUCCUGCAGUCGGACCUCAGCGUAUCUAAGAUGGAGGCCUGCGCUUCUGGAAGGACCCGUUACUCCGUGGCUUAUGCCAUCCAGCACAGCGACUGUCGGCGGCAUGCCUCCCCCUCCGAUCACUCUGACGAUGAGAGCACGACAUCAUCAGCGGGGCUGGACUACAGUAGUGAGGGAGGGAUGCGUGGAAGCCACACCCCCAACAGGCAGUGAUCCUGACUCCGCCCCCCGGCGCUGAUCCUGACUCCGCCCCCCGGCGCUGAUCCUGGCCCCGCCCCCGGCACUGAUCCUGGCCCCGCCCCCGGCAGUGCCGGUGAGACUGUUUGCUGCUGCACUUACUCACUGAUGGGAGCCCAGUGACCUUUGACCCCAGCAGGGACAACAAUUCCGUUUUAUCCCUGAGUUGGUCCGUUUACGUAUUUCAGUUCUCUAGGACUACACAGUUUUUUUUCUUUUCUUUUUUUUUUUUUACCAGGUUAUGUGUUUUUCUGACUCAAGCUGUGAUGGAGGGAAACACUUUCACUUUUCUCCUCCUGUUUUUUCCCCUUUUCGUUUGGCAGAUGAUCUCUGAAGGCUUUUUCUUUUUUUCGUUCUUUGUUUGCUGCGGUGUGUAGCCUGUGAGGUCCUGAAUGAAAAUCACUACUUUGGAAGCAGUGUUUUGCUUGUGCUGUUUUUAUAUAAUUAAAAAAAAGAGAAAUAUAUUUAUACUGGAAAGCAUCACUGUUGUGUAACCAAGGAAGUGACAAUUCCGACUCGCAUUCCAGGAAGGAAUCUUAAUUAUUUAGCCGUUAUUUUAGCUGUCUUGUUUAAUUUUUGACAUUUAACAUUUUGUGUUUUGUUAAGAGCCAGCGCUUGGUCACACCAGAAGCAUGAUGUGCCAGUUGGCUUUAGGCUGUAUUUUAAAUCAGGACUCCGGUUUAAAACCUUUUAUGGUGACUUAGGUUGAGGAUGAAUUAACUGUGAAAAUAAAUGUCUUGGAAGAA